Molecule: messenger RNA, 1981 nt
Organism: Haliotis rubra (blacklip abalone)
Lineage: Eukaryota; Metazoa; Mollusca; Gastropoda; Lepetellida; Haliotidae
Exons: 9
Coding region: 150-1160 (336 amino acids)
Biological process (GO): immune response
Cellular component (GO): membrane
Molecular function (GO): tumor necrosis factor receptor binding
Source: RefSeq, a predicted model, not a curated record
UCUCCUCACAGCCACGCCCUCCAGCACAGAGCUGUGAAUGGCCGAUACGUUCAUUAGGGUCCUCCCAUAUUUAUGCAGUCUCAAGUCUGUCUUGUCCAUGUGGUCUGCAUCUGUACAGGGGGAAUCACCGCACCCGCAUCACUUCCGUCAUGGAAUCCAAAUAUGUGGCUUUUCAUAUUUCCCGGAAGACAUCCGGCUCCGUUGUCAAGGAAACAGAAAAGAGCGCAUCUGGUUGCCAUGGACAUGGAUCUCGGGUCGGGUGGGCUGUUGGGACAGUAUGCGUCCUUUCUGUCGUUGUCAACGUCGUGUUGCUGAUGAUGUAUAUUGGGCUGCAGAAGGAGGUGGACAGGCAAAAAGCGGUUGUUGAUAAUAUCAACACUCUCUUGACCAAGAACGAUGCAUGGGUCAGCUCCAGACACGAACAGUCUGUAUCUGUAUUCCAGUCUGUGGGCCAGUCAGGUCAAGCAGCCUUUGAGAACCGACAUUUGUACAAACGAAGUUCUGGAGCUCGGGAAAGCGGUAGCCGACGACACGGAAGAAUUAGACGCAAUGCACGUAACAACAGACGCUGCAGCUGCAACAUGGCCGCCAUCAGACGCAACCUCGAGAACAACCCUCCAGCAUUUCAGUACCCGCCAAGACCAGCCGUCCACCUGAUGGGCGUCACAGACUCACCACGAAGGCUGACUCACAAUGAAUUCAUAACAUGGCAGCGGCCAAUGUCUGCGGUAAACAGCUUCGGGUACGAACCUGUUCCCUCAUCGUCCACUGAGGUCCAGGGUCUGAUCAUCAGGUCCAGCGGGACCUAUUUCAUCUAUUCACAGGUCGCUUUAAACGGAAAAACUAUUGCGAAUACGGCGUUGCCAGAAUGUGGGCACGAUGUCAUCAGGGAACGUGAGGCUGGCGACUCUUCAUACCUUAUACUACUGAGAAGUAUUGUGACCCAGGACAGAGAGGGUGGAGCCUACUUACGGUCCAACGUCCAGGAUGGCCAUGUUUACCCCCUUGACACACAGCUGCAGGCCGGGCUAUUCGUGUUGAUGAGAGGGGACAAAAUCCGGGUUCGAGUCUCCGGCUAUUGCAGGCGGUAUGCACGUCUCCGGAUGAAUCAACAGUUCACUUACUUCGGCGCAUUUAUGGUCAACAAUUCGCCAAUGUGAGAAGGUGAUGAACGUCACUUGACCAGACAAUCUACAUGACAAUCAUCGUACUGAAGGGAGGAUGCUUGGGUCAUUGAGAGAACGUAGGUUUGGGGAUUGAACGCUGAAAGUAAAAACCAGGUUCCCUAUAACAAUUUACAUGUAUCUUACUUCAGCCCUUGAAGCUUUGUGUUGACAGAUAACCCCGCACUAUCUAUCUAGCUCUUAAGUCGUGCAUUGAUAAAUAACAGUGUGUUAUCCACGUCAUAUCUAGCUCUUAAAGUCGUGCAUUGAUAAAUAACAGUGUGUUAUCCACGUCGUAUCUAGCUCGUGAAGUCGUGCAUUGACAAAUAACACCGUGUUAUCCACGUCAUAUCUAGCUCGUGAAGUCGUGCAUUGAUAAAUAACAGUGUGUUAUUCACGUCAUAUCUAGCUCGUGAAGUCGUGCAUUGACAAAUAACACCGUGUUAUCCACGUCAUAUCUAGCUCGUGAAGUCGUGCAUUUAUAAAUAACAGUGUGUUAUCCACGUCAUAUCUAGCUCGUGAAGUCGUGCAUUGAUUAAUAACAGUGUGUUAUCCACGUCAUAUCUAGCUCGUGAAGUCGUGCAUUUAUAAAUAACAGUGUGUUAUCCACGUCAUAUCUAGCUCGUGAAGUCGUGCAUUGAAUAAUAACAGUGUGUUAUGCACGUCAUAUCUAGCUCGUAAAGUCGUGCAUUGAUAAAUAACAGUGUGUUAUCCACGUCAUAUCUAGCUUGUGAAGUCGUGCAUUGAUAAAUAACAGUGUGUUAUGCACGUCAUAUCUAGCUCGUGAAGUCGUGCAUUGAUAAAUAACAGUGUGUGUA